Betta splendens (Siamese fighting fish) is the source of this 701-nucleotide messenger RNA. It is a transcript of the gene naa38, whose product is annotated as N-alpha-acetyltransferase 38, NatC auxiliary subunit. Gene Ontology annotation, cellular component: NatC complex. Bases 66 to 404 code for a protein of 112 amino acids. The record is from RefSeq and is a predicted model, not a curated record. Gene Ontology annotation, molecular function: RNA binding. Lineage: Eukaryota; Metazoa; Chordata; Actinopteri; Anabantiformes; Osphronemidae. The transcript has 4 exons.
UCAGUCUGGCAUGACUCAGAUAAAUCCUUCCGUGGGCAAACGCCGGGGAAGAACACCCAGUCGGUAUGGCAACAAUGAUUGAGGAAAAUGGCCCAUCGACUCAUGAGCAGCCCGAUGUGUCGUCAUCGUCCCAGGCCAGGCAGAAACUAGAGGGGCUGCUGAACAAGAACAUGAGGAUCCGCAUGACAGACGGCCGGACGCUGGUGGGGCUCUUCCUCUGCACAGACAGGGACUGCAACGUCAUCCUCGGCUCAGCUCAGGAGUUCCUUAAAUCCACAGACACAUUCUCCCAGGGUGAACCCAGAGUUCUGGGCCUGGCCAUGAUCCCCGGCCACCAUGUGGUUUCUAUUGAGGUGGAGGCAGACAGUUUGGAUGAUGCACAGGGGUUCGGAGCAGACCACUGACAGAGCUCUGCCUGUUUGACCAAGGCUCACAAUGAUGAUGACUGGCUCUCAUGCAGCCAGCUGUAAAGGCAGCAGGACCCAGAGAAGAACAUGAUCAGACAGGUUGACUGGAGGACUUUAUCAGUAACGCCUGGACCUCCCACUGUGCUUGUGUCUGCAGUGACAGCUGUAUAAUACAGCAUGUGUUGGACAGCUUGGGCCAACAGGCAGCUUGUGUAGCUGCAUGCGUGUGGAAAAAAUAAUGUUUCAGUGCUGUGUACAGUUAAUAUGUUGUAAAAAUAAAAAAAAACUAUUUGA